AUGGCGGUCAACAUCCCCGGAGUCAUUUCAAUGGUGUUCUUCUACCUUGUGGUGCUGGGGACGGGCAUCUGGGCUUCUCUCAGGUCCAGGAGGGAACAGAAGAGACAGGGCGCAUCUGAGAUCGAGAUGACUCUGCUGGGGAACCGAAAAAUCAAGCUGGUGGUGGGAGUCUUCACCAUGACAGCCACAUGGGUUGGAGGGGCCUUCCUCGUGGGCACCACGGAGAUGGUGUACACCCCCUCCAUGGGGCUGACCCGGGUCAUCAUCAUGCUAUUGGCCUACGCCGUGUCAUUUAUUCUCUGUGGCUUUGUGUUUGCUAAACCGAUGCGAGAGCUCAAAUGUGUGACCAUGAUGGACCCCUUCAAGCGACGGUACGGUGGCGGCUUCAGCGCAGUCAUGUGUAUGGCCUCCGUGUGCAGUGACGUUCUGUGGAUGGCUACAACACUGGUGGGGUUAGUAACCCACACGCUUCAUCACACCGCCUCCCAGCAUCAGAACCUCUGUGAAGCACUUCAAGGAUGA
Messenger RNA from Knipowitschia caucasica, 522 nucleotides. NCBI's taxonomy places the organism in Eukaryota, Metazoa, Chordata, Actinopteri, Gobiiformes, Gobiidae. The record is from the annotation of a GenBank genome assembly.